Messenger RNA from Trichomonas vaginalis G3, 309 nucleotides. RefSeq names its product protein of unknown function, DUF4108 family. The transcript has a single exon. Lineage: Eukaryota; Parabasalia; Trichomonadida; Trichomonadidae. The record is from RefSeq and is a predicted model, not a curated record. The annotation marks the transcript as partial.
AAAGUUUGGAACAUCGAACCAGUUAAGUUUGCUAUUGUGACUAAAAAUGGUGCGAAAUUUGAAGACUUAGACAUAGAAGGUUUGUUAACAGUCAAAGAAAGUUUUGACAGAAGGUUUUCAAACCUUAAAGAAGGCAAAGCAUACAAACUUGUUAUACCUUAUGAACCAAAGAAAGCAGACGACUAUGAAUAUUAUGAGUCUAAAGUUGUAGAAGUUCAAGGUAAAUUGGGUAAAAAGAUUUUAGAGUCUAAGCCAGUGUUUACUCCUAAAGAGGAAGAGAACAUUGACAUUGACCCAGAAAUGUUCUAA